AUGGCGACCAUAGGCCACGAUGAGACGAAACUCGCAGACGAGAAAGCCUCGCUCCCAUCAGCUCCCAAUGGCGUCGACGACAGUCUCGCGGCUCUGGGCUACACUUCUGAGCUCAACCGGAACCGUUCGCUGUUUACGCUGUUGUUCCAGUCUCUCGCUAUCGCCGCAAUCCCCUAUGGCGAAGGUGGGCCAUUGAUCUCCGCCAUUUAUGGAGGGGGACAACUCUCCAUCUUCGUCGGUUGGCUUACGGUCCUCGUUCUUGAUGAAUGCGUGGCACUAUCACUCAGCGAACUCGCAUCUCGGUAUCCAACCUCGGCCGGGCCCUAUUACUGGUCUUUCCAAAUCGCCAAAUCGCACAAGACCAUUCUAUCGUUUAUCACGGGUUGGAUAUGGCUGAUAGGAAAUUGGACCAUCACACUCUCCGUCAAUUUCGGGUUCGCGUCCUUGAUCGUGGCGACGGUGUCAAUGUACCACCCUGAUUUCAUCGCUACGGCGUGGCAACUCCUUCUCAUCUUCUAUGCUAUAUGUAUUAUCACGCUGAUAAUCUGCACAUUCGGCAACCGCUUUCUACCCAUGGUUGACACCAUCUGCGCAGCCUGGACCGGACUAUCCAUCAUCAUCAUCCUCAUCGCCCUCUCGGUCAAAGCAGACGUCGGCCGACACUCCGCAUCCUAUGCCCUUGGUCACUACGACACCUCCCUCUCUGGCUGGGGUGGCUUCACCUUUUUCAUCGGCCUCCUCCCCGCAGCUUACACAUUCUCCGCCAUAGGAAUGAUCUCCUCCAUGGCGGAAGAAGUCUCCGACCCAGCGAUCAAAGUCCCCCGCGCCAUGUCCUUGUGCGUCCCUGUUGGCGGCAUCGCAGGUCUCUUCUUCAUCAUCCCCAUCUGCGUCACCCUGCCGCCCCUAGCAGCUAUCGUCAGCGCACCUGCCGGCCAGGCCCUCCCCUACAUCUUCCACGUCGUGAUGGGCUCCCCCGGCGGUGGCCUCGGUCUCACGUUCCUGGUUCUGGGCAUCACGAUGUUCUGCAGCAUCAGCAUCACCGUCGCCGCGUCGCGCUGCACAUGGGCAUUUGCGCGGGACGACGCCAUUCCCGGUUCCAAGCUCUUCGCCAGGGUCAACACGCGGCUGGGCGUACCCGUGUACGCCCUCGUCCUCGUCACGCUCGUGCAGAUGCUUCUCGGGCUCGUCAACCUCGGCAGCACGUCCGCCUUCACGGCGUUCGUCUCCGUGGGCGUCAUUGCGCUGGCCCUCUCCUACGCCAUCCCCAUCGCGCUGUCUCUGGUCUGGGAUCGCAGGACGGCGGUCGCGCAGGCGAGGUGGAAUUGCGGACAUGUUCUUGGAACGGCGGCUAACGUCGUUGCGCUGGUCUGGAUUGCGUUCGAGACCGUGUUGUUCAGCAUGCCGACGGUGUUGCCGGUCACGAAAGUGAGCAUGAACUAUGCGAGUGUGGUCUGCGUAGGCUUCGGCGCUAUCGCGGGGGUUUGGUAUGCGCUGCAUGCUAGGAAAGUGUACAGAGGUCCGCCUGCCUCUGAUGGGCUGUAG
Molecule: messenger RNA, 1542 nt
Organism: Drepanopeziza brunnea f. sp. 'multigermtubi' MB_m1
Lineage: Eukaryota; Fungi; Ascomycota; Leotiomycetes; Helotiales; Drepanopezizaceae
Biological process (GO): transmembrane transport
Cellular component (GO): membrane
Molecular function (GO): transmembrane transporter activity
Source: RefSeq, a predicted model, not a curated record